Molecule: messenger RNA, 3234 nt
Organism: Porites evermanni
Lineage: Eukaryota; Metazoa; Cnidaria; Anthozoa; Scleractinia; Poritidae
Source: the annotation of a GenBank genome assembly
AUGCUUCUUAGCUUAGGUUUUAUGCCAAUUAUUACCAAACCAACCAGAAUAACGGACCAAACGGUCACUCUUAUCGAUCAUAUAUACACAAAUACGCCCGAAAAGCUAAUUAAAUCUGGACUCUGCCUUGCUGAUAUUUCUGAUCAUCUACCAGUAUUCUUUACAAUGGCCAACACACUGCCUACAAAUAAUGAACCAAGGUUUUUUCGAGACUUUAGACAUUUAAAUGAAAAUGCGUUUCACCAAGAUUUACUUGCAGUUGACUUCAAAAGCUUGAUAUCAACUGAUGUUGAUGAAAGUGUAACUACUAUUGUAGACAACCUGAGCGCUAUCACAGACCGUCAUGCUCCUUUGCGCAAAACAUCAAAACGGCAACGAAAGCGUUUAGAAAGGCCUUGGAUUUCGAAAGCAAUCAUGCACUCAAUCAGACAAAGACACAAAUUAGUAAAGACUAAUUUAUACAGUACGGACCCAGAUCGAGCUCGAUCUAAAGGGGUGACGGUCAAGCUGGUCGAAAGUGAUGUCGUUUGAAGUUAUGUCGUCCAAAACCUGAUAAUAUCAGUUUUGUCGCCCAAAAUUCACAGAAACGUCGCCCGCAAUCCUCACUCAUGAAGCCUGAAAUUUCACCAAUCUCAACAUCCAACAUGUCCCUGGUAUUACCUCAAACUUAUCGCGCUUGUUUCGUCUCAUCAAAGUUAAAAAAAAAAGAAAUAUAUUCCAUAGUACUACUGAAUUAUCGUUAUUGCUUCGUCUGUUACGAACGCAGCGAAGGAAACAUGGAAAAACGGGCUUGCCAUGAUGUACUCGCUAACGGAAACACGUUUGCCUCUGUGUUUCUCGCAACGGGGUCUAGUAUUCUACAGUGUUUUUAGUUUACAUAAUCUUAUUUUUUUCGUCCUGUGAAGAACGAGAUAUAGUACAUGCAUGGAACGGUCAUCUAGAAAUGUUUAGCCUUCCUCAAACUAUAGAAAAUUCUAGGCAGUUUUUGUUUCUCCGAUUUACCUUCGUUCGUCUCAGCAUGGCUUAAAGAAAUAUAUUAAACUAAUUGAUUCAACUUCAUUUCUCUGUGCAUUACUGCUAACGAAUAUUCCGGUGGCAUAACUAUAAUUUUCAGGCGACAUAACUUCAGUGCCUCGCAUGCGAUAGCAGGCCUCUUUGCGAUUCCGGUCAACAGCCGACAGCCGGACUAGAGGAAUUGGUUUAGCUUGGUUUACACUGAUUUCGCGUUAAUUCCAGGCUAGACGACCAUUAAGUGGUAAUUUUCAAAUGGCUACGGUUACGAUCAAAUUCUAAAACAGUCUCAAUUGGUAUAUUUGGCUCACUAUGCUGAUUAAAUCCCCUGAAAACCCAACCCAUUUUUAUCAUCUUAGCAGUUUUAGUAAUCACGCGUGUUCAGCGUGUCUUACCCAAAUUGCACGCUAAGCGUGCGUGCACAUUCGCACACUCACCGUGGCAUAUGGCGCGCUACAAAAAAAAAAAGGGUCUAGCGUGUUAAAUUUACCCAAAACAAAGGCAAGUGUGUCCUUCUUGGUUUUUUCAAUUUAAUAUGUGCAUAUCCGUGAUCUACGGCACGCUAAGCGUGUCGUGUAAGCGUGUCGUGAGCGUGCUUUCACCUUUAGCAUCAAAUUCCUGUGGAGGGUCAGAUAUAGUAAUAAGUUGAAUAGGAUUAUACACGCAGCUAAAAAGAAUUAUUUUUCUCAACAAUUUGAACUGAACAAAGAAAACAUGAAAUGCACAUGGAAAUUAAUUAGCAAAGUAAAAAGAACAAAAAAAGAAAAUACUCAUCAUACAAUCAAGAAACUGCUGCGUGACAAUAGAAUGUAUAUAGACAAGCAGAGUAUUUGUGAUCAAUUAAACAGCCAUUUUAUAAAUGUUGGAAAUGGCCUAGGAGAUAAACUACCAAAACAUGACAUAGACCCUUCAGUGUAUUUAGAUAGAAUUAUGACACCAAGUGGUUUUAUGUUCCGUGGCAUCUGCCCUACUGAAGUAUAUGACAAAAUAAUGAGUUUGAAAGUAGACAAGUCGGCAUUAGAUAUUCCAACAGAACCAGAAAGGAAACCAUUAAAAAACGAUACUUUGAUUGACGGGUGAAUUCAUGAGUGAACACGAAGCUGUAAACGGUGGAUGCGAAAAAGUUAGAUCUUUACAGUAUCUUCAAACAUGGCAAAUGAUAGUUUUAAUCUUUUUGUAUCGAGUUUUGUAAUCUUUAGCAUCAACGGUUUAAAAGAAAACGCCGAAAAUUUAAAUUACUACCCAAUUCUGAGAAGAAAAGUAGAGCUUUGUUUGUUUCUGUCAACUCACCGUGAAUGAGAAAGUUUUCUUUGUCGCUUCUUGCAAAUGUUGUCAACAGCGGCUACGAUCAAGGUGAGCGUUGCUUAUCUCCAAUGUUCUUUGCCUUGUUAACUUGCUAGCACGUAAAAUUUUUGAAAAUAUUUUCCUUCCUCUUUUCUCCAUAAAUUAACUUCUAUUUAUAGGCAAAAUUGGUCUUGUGGGAAAAUCCCGAAAUCACAAAACAGUGACAAAGUGAUCUCGUUUUCCUCUGUAGUGGUAAACAUAGCUUCGAGCGGACAAAAAGUCAGCUACAGUAAACCACUUCACAAUAACACCAUGAAGUCUUUUCCUGCCUUCAAAGUCAUCAGCACUUAGAUAUUCUUGUAUUUUCAAAGAGGCUUUACUAUGAAACUUUGGCAAAACACCCAGUUCAGGACUGCGAUUUUGUUCUGCUUUAUAUUCACCGCCUAGCGCGGUGAAUAUAACGUCAUAGUCCGAGAUAGCUAACCAAUCAGAUUGCUUGAAUUACCAAGAUCACCGAGUGUGUAUAUACUAAACCCAUAUAUCUCUUACGCAAUAUUGGCAUGGGUGAGUGCAUACAAAACACAUAUUGAUAAGAUAGAAGCUAAGCAAAAUCAUUCUGCUAGGCUUAUUUUCUUUUUUAUUUCCUUUGCCACCAAUUAUGGUGAACACACAGAAAGUGCACUUCCCCUGCUAAAUUUAUUAGACGUUCUUACGAUACAUAAUGUUUAUCGAUUUCAGAUUCUAAAAUUCACGUACCUCUGGCAUAAACGCCUCCUGCCAAAGCUGUUCUCAAACUAUUUUCAAUAUGCCAGUAAUGUCCACAAAUACAAUACCAGAUAUGCAUCGAAACAGAAUCUUUACGUAAAAAAAGUGCGAACUAAUACGGGGAAACAAACAAUCGGAUAUGCUGCAUGUACCGUCUGGGACAAAAUUCCCUAA